AUACGCUGUCACAUAACUCUUUUUUUUUAGAGUCACCACACAGGGUUUGGUUCCCAGAAGAAACUGUGAGCAGUAAAAUGGCAUGGUCUAACAUAGGUAUUAUCCUGAUGGUAUGUUUAUUAAAGAAUUCAUCUUGUUCAGAAGUACUGAACACCACAAUCACUACAGAAUUUGUUAGGCAACCCACAGUUCUGCAAGAUGUGUCUGCUGCCAAAGAUUUCAUUAGUUCAAAUGAAUUUGCUAUUGUAGCAUUUGUUACGGAUUCCGAGGAGCCGGAAGUAAAGCAUUUUUAUACUCUUUGCAAGAAUCAUCCGGAAUGGGACUUUGCAAUAAGCACUAGUCCAGAAGUCUUACAACAUUUUAAAAUUGAAAGCACCUCGUUGACUUUUUUUAGACAGGUGGACAAUACCAGAACCGAUUUAGUAUUAAAGGAAUACCAACAAAUAGAUACAGCCAAAAUGUAUCGAUUUCUCUCUAUAAAUGAGUUGAGAUGGGUGACGUCAUACAACUCGGUGACAGCAGUGGGGGUGAUGGCUUCUGAAAUCCAGGACCAUCUGCUACUCUUUGUAAACAACAAACUGGAGAAUGAAGAGGAGACACUCAAAGAAUUCCGUGAAGCAGCAAAAGAACUGCAAGGACAGGUUCUUUUUGUGAAGGUGGAUGCUUCGUUGAAAAGCAAUGAGAGAUCCAUGGCUUAUUUCAAGCUCCAAAAGAAUGAUCUCCCCAAGGUUGUAAUCUAUAACACUGAAAACGAAACCAAACAAUUCUUUAAAGAUGAUGAAUUCACUGCCGAAAGGCUCAAAACAUUUUGCCUUGGCUUCUUGUCUGGGGAUAGUAUUGAUGAAGAUUCAGAGAAGAAUGAAGCAAAAACAGAGUUAUAAUUUAAAAAAAAAAAUCAAUUCUUUAUCUUUAGAACAUUUUUGGAAGUUUAAGUAAAUAUUUUGUGUUUACAGUAAUAAAAAGAUUUUUAGUAUA
This is a messenger RNA of Pelobates fuscus (common spadefoot toad), 975 nucleotides long. It is a transcript of the gene ERP27, whose product is annotated as endoplasmic reticulum protein 27. Gene Ontology annotation, biological process: protein folding; response to endoplasmic reticulum stress. The transcript has 7 exons. NCBI's taxonomy places the organism in Eukaryota, Metazoa, Chordata, Amphibia, Anura, Pelobatidae. Gene Ontology annotation, molecular function: protein disulfide isomerase activity. The record is from RefSeq and is a predicted model, not a curated record. Gene Ontology annotation, cellular component: endoplasmic reticulum. Bases 78 to 881 code for a protein of 267 amino acids.